CCUAUCAGACCCACCCCACCCCCAGCUAUUGGACGUACUUUGCUUUAGAAAUUUUUUUUUUACUAUUGUGUUUUUGUAAACUUGGAAAUGCCAACAGACAGGCAAGCUGUUAUUAUAAUUACUAACGUUGUGCUUGAAGGCAAUGAUUAUGCUUUAACUGAAGAAAUAUUAUAUUAAUGUUCUACGUCAUCAUUUCUUAGUUAUUUUUAUUUCGCUUCUUAUUGUUGUAGAAAGCCGUUUCUCUGGGAUCUGUGUUCAUGUCCAUAGCUGACUCUUCCGGGAGGGAAUUUGUCUUAUAAAGAGGUUCUCUGUAAAUGCAAGCCAGAACAUUUUCAAGAAAGCCAUGCCUACCAUCACUCAUUUGCUUUACACACUUCCAUCCAAAUGGAUCGAGGCUCUUAUCUGAACCUUUUAGUAGCCUUCACAUUGCUUUUAAAGACUAGCUAUAAUCUCCAUAAAUGUCCACUUAUUUUUCUACCAGGAAAAUGGAAAUACUGAUAACCUGUCUGUCUCUUCCCCAAUAUCAAGCGGCCUGCAACAGAAGGAAGCUGCUAUAAAUAAAAUGGUCCUUUCCCCCAAAAUUGCAGUCAACCAACUCCCUUUCCAAGAGUUGGUUCUCUCGGCUCUGUUCCAAGGUCAAUUUUAGAGCCUGACUUGUGUUGUUUCCUGACAAAGGAAGGCAAGCAGCAGUCGGGUGACAGCUUGGGAAUCAGAGACAUUGCCGUUCUCUCCUGCGUCCGGCAGAAGAAAGGAAAGGCAGCUGUCUUCGUGAUGCUUCAAGUGAAGCGGCACUUCUUGUUUUAUUUAUGCAUAGAGAACUCUGCCUUCACAGAGCUGUGGUCAAGUGACAAAUCCACGCAGUAUAUUUUAGCCUCACUCGGCAGCUCAGCGUCUCCCAGGUGCAGUCACCAUGACCCCAGCAAAGUGAUGAUGGAAGAAAAGGAAGCUGGAAGCUCCUGCGCUCUGGUUUCCACAGACGAUGGAUGGAGGACAGCCCGCCCCUUCACCCCUGCUGCCCCUUGGGAAUGCGUCAUCUGAUUUUAGUAUGUCGCUGGAGCAGAAAACCACGUUUGUUUUUGUCAUUUUGUUGUUUAUUUUCUUGGGCAUCCUCAUCGUCAGGUGCUUCCGGAUACUUCUGGACCCAUAUCGGAGCAUGCCGACCUCGACCUGGGCUGAUGGGCUGGAAGGCCUGGAGAAAGGACAGUUUGACCAUGCUCUUGCUUAGCAGGGAGGGGCGGGGCCUCCUCGGGUGGAGGUGAGCACUUCAGGUCUGGCUGAGCAGCUCCCUUCCGCCAAUGUUCUCAACCAAUAAAAUUAUCACAGCAUCUGGUCCUAGAUUGAGUUAGGAAAGAUACCGCUGGGCUAAAAGAAUUUGAGGAUGUUGGUCUUGGAGAUUUGUAUUACUAAUCACAGACUCUCUGCUUUUACUCAGUGGAGGAAUAUGAUAUUAUUGGAUGUGUUUGAUUUCAAAGAGCGUCAAUCCUGACAGACUUUGCUAUAAAACAAAGCCGUCUCAGAGAUUAACCAGAGACUAGAAGACUUACACGCUCCAAUGUGAUCCAGUUGUCAAGGCCAAGAAGAAGCUUCAUUGUUCAAACUCUGUCUCAGGUUUAUUUUCUUGGGAAGUGGGGCCCAGGAAAAAGAGUGGGAAUGAUGAUGCCGAGUGUAACCCGAGAUGGUACACUCGGCAGGGCUGAGAAGACUUGCUUCUGUCCUGGGUAAAUAUUGGUGAGGGUAAUAUUUUCCCCCUCACUAAAUUGGAAGCUUUACAGAACUAAAAACGAUUUACCAGGCCAAGCACAUUCUAUUUAGUCUCUUAGUCACAUGCGUAGAGCUAGCUAUAAAAACAAAUAAACAUUGUUGUCUAGUCAAUCCUGACUUCUGGCGACCCCAAAUGUGUGAGAGUAGACCUAUGUCCCAUAAGACUCUUAAUAGCUGACUUUUCAAAAGUAGAGCCUCAGACCUUCUAACAAAGGCAUAUAGGGUGGACGCAGAUCUCCAACUUACGGCUCGCUUAACCAUUUGCACCACUACUCUCAAAUUAGCCACACCUAACCAGAAUUUGUCUCUUUAUAUAUAUCCAUCCCAAAUAAUUGAAAUUAUAGUUUUAUGUGCAGAUUCAAGUUUUCUUUUUUAAAUAAAAAGUUAAUAUUUAGAGGGAAAGACUUGUAAAAUCUUGAGAGGGCUGUGAGUUUAUGACUGUAUAUAGAAACUAAAUAAAACUUGUCAAGAAACAGAAAUGUCUCCUAUUUCACCAAAUUAAAGAGGAGACAAUGAAUGAUGUUAAAUGCUAAGGCUUUCGAGUUUUCCAAAAGAACAAAAAAAAGAGCAAGGACCAUGAAAGGCCAUCUAAGUCCUUCCUCUCUCAUUUCAGGAAGGGAUCCCACAAAGUGUCCUGCUCUAAGCCCUGUUUAAGUCCACCCAAAAGAGAUGUGAAAGCUGUUAGUCCAACUUGUAUUGUUGAGAAAUCUCAUUUUUAAUUCCCUCAUGCUAUAUUUAUAGACGAGGUUCUCUAAGAUUCUUCUCAGUCAUCUUUUUUUGUAAUUGCAAAAAUAAAAUAAAAUAAAGCUCUCUAUGCCCUAAAAGGUAACUUUUAGUAAAAGUGCUUUCUUGUCUCCUAUUUCUUUCACAUUCCUUGGGGAUGCUGUUGCCCAGGCUUUCUCUUCCCUACUGUCAUUCUUUUCUUUAUUUUUUCAAUAACAACUUUAUUGAGAUAUAAUUCAUAUACCAUAAAACAUCUCAGAGUUGUGUAUUCAUCUUCACCAACUGAUUCUAGAAUAUUUUUAUCACCCCCAAAUGAAACACUCUUAUCUAUUAGCAUCCAAUUAUCAUUUCCCUCUCCCAUAAAUACCUUGCAAUCUGUAUUGAUGUGCUGACUCUGGGCAUUUCACAUAAUGGAAAUAAAUAAUACAUUUAUUUU
This is a messenger RNA of Echinops telfairi (small Madagascar hedgehog), 2920 nucleotides long. RefSeq names its product cortexin 3 (gene CTXN3). The record is from RefSeq and is a predicted model, not a curated record. The transcript is spliced from 2 exons. Bases 980 to 1225 code for a protein of 81 amino acids. Lineage: Eukaryota; Metazoa; Chordata; Mammalia; Afrosoricida; Tenrecidae.